AUGGAGGGAUUCGACGAGGAAGAGUUUAAGAAGUUUUUCCCCAGCGGCUUUGGGAAACAGACGAAAGAAGCCGACAUUAAGACCCAGAUUGAUCGAACGAAGCGAAAGGAGCCUAUCGAAACACCCGGCGCGCGAACAGCAGAAAAGCCGGCAAGCCCUUCGCAGGAAGCCGCCGAAGAUAAAGAUGGCGGAGAUUCGGACUCAGACUCAGACUCAGAUUCAGACUCAGAUUCACCAGAGGAUGAAUUCCCAGUUUCCCAUAACCUCGUCUUUAAAACGCACGAUCGAGCUGUGACGACGAUAACACUCGACACCGCCGGAGCGCGAAUGAUCACGGGUUCGACUGACUGCACAGUUAAAUUCCAUGACUUUGCAUCAUUAACACCUUCAACAUUACGGGCGUUCAAGUCGGUCGAACCAAAUGCAAGGAAAAACGCAACCUCUUCAUCCGAGAUACAUCCUGUUCACAUUGCGAAGUUCAACCCCAUUUCCCCCAGCCAGGUCCUAGUGGUAUCGGCCACGCCGCAAGCAAAGAUUCUGAGCCGAGAUGGCGAUACUCUUGCGGAGUUUGUGAAGGGAGACAUGUAUUUGAGGGACAUGAAGAACACGAAGGGCCAUAUAUCUGAAGUUACCAGCGGGACCUGGAGUCCAACGGACUAUAACUUGUGCGUCACUGCCGGCACUGACAGCACACUACGUAUCUGGGAUGUCAAUGAUCCUAGAAGCCAGAAGGAAGUCAUUGUGCAUAGAUCAAAAGUGGCUGGGUCUGCAGGUAGGAGUAGGAUGACAGCGGUUGCCUGGGCAUCGCCUACGCAGGGAGGACCAAAUGCUCUGAUAGCAAGCGCUCUUGAUGGCAGCCUUGUUAUGUGGGGAGGAGAUGGACCUUUUACCAGACCGAGUGCCGAGAUCAAAGAUGCACAUACGAAGGAUUCAUGGAUCAGUGGGUUGGAUAUCAGCCCAGAUGGACGGCUGGUGGUCACCAAGGGAGGAGACGACCUGAUUAAGCUGUGGGAUACCAGGAAAUUCAAACAGCCGAUAACGACUGUCUCACACGUAUCUGGAUCAAAGUUUUACCCGACUUCUAAUAUCCAAUUUUCUCCAACUGGAGCGAACAUCGUGACGGGUUCUGAGACCGGACAUCUACAUAUACUGAAUCCUGCUACCCUCAAACCCGAGCUGGUUACUCUUGUGACCCCCGACUCACCCCUGAUUUCCGUCUUAUGGCAUGAAAAGCUCAAUCAAAUCGUCACUGGAUCUGCUAACGCGGAAACGCAUUUGCUAUAUAACCCGUCCCUCUCGCAUAAUGGAGCUCUCACGAUAAUGUCCAAGGCACCAAAGCGACGACAUGUCGACGACGAUCCAAACUUUACAACUGACAUCUCUCUCGGUUUCUCGGGCGAGGGCAUUGUUAACGGCAGCGGAAUCGCAGCAGCUAGCUUUGCAGCUAGGCACCCCAAUGUUGGACUCACAGCUUCAGGGCGAUCGAGAGAUCCUUGCCGGCCUCACGUACCGGCCCAGACGCCCUUUGCCAAAAGCCAGCCUGACGAGAAACACAUCCAGGACAACAUACCUCUCAGUUCGAUGAGAGAUGAGGAUCCUCGCGAGGCACUUCUAAAGUAUGCCGAAGCCGCCGAGAAGAAUCCUAUAUUCACCUAUGCAUGGAAAGACACCCAGCCCAAGACUAUCUACGCCGAGCUGAGUGACGACGAGGAGGAAACCAAGGGGAAAGGCCCUGACAAGAAGAGGAUAAAACGGAAUUAUUAG
Trichophyton benhamiae CBS 112371 is the source of this 1764-nucleotide messenger RNA. RefSeq lists its product as uncharacterized. The record is from RefSeq and is a predicted model, not a curated record. Gene Ontology annotation, cellular component: site of double-strand break; nucleus. Bases 1 to 1764 code for a protein of 587 amino acids. Gene Ontology annotation, molecular function: protein binding. NCBI's taxonomy places the organism in Eukaryota, Fungi, Ascomycota, Eurotiomycetes, Onygenales, Arthrodermataceae. The transcript has a single exon. Gene Ontology annotation, biological process: regulation of DNA double-strand break processing.